Drosophila ananassae is the source of this 1317-nucleotide messenger RNA. RefSeq lists its product as uncharacterized. The record is from RefSeq and is a predicted model, not a curated record. The transcript has a single exon. Bases 184 to 1269 code for a protein of 361 amino acids. Lineage: Eukaryota; Metazoa; Arthropoda; Insecta; Diptera; Drosophilidae.
AUUUACUUUUAACCCGUUCUGCUAAGAGAAUACUUGAGAUCACCAAGUCCAUACCCCCAUUCGAAAGUUAAUGUAUAAACUACAACCGAACCCGCAACUGACAUCCAUUUUGGAAACCAGAUACAGAUACGGGGACAAAGACCAAUCCCACCGACACAGAUACACACGGAGAGCCAACUACAGAUGCUCGCAGGCUGCUGGGAAGAGUCGGUCGGUCGGGCGGUCAGUUGUGCGCCUCCAGUUCUCCAGAGCAAACCAAGUCGUUCCCGCCGGAAGAAAGUAACGAAAGAAGAUCAAGAAAUGCGCAGCGGUUCGGUGAUUAGGCCACUGCUGGUGGUUCUCCUAUUGGGUCACCUGCCGUCCCCCGUGGAACCAGCCAACCUGCUGACCAGCUAUCUGCCGCCCUCCAUGCAGGCCCUGGCCUACUACAUAGACCUUCUCCAAUACGAGCCGCUUUCCAGCACAACAGUAGAGCCGCCCUUCAGUGCGGAUGAUGGUGGAGGAGACUCCACAACCAGUACGUCCCCGCCGACAACGGCCAGACCCACGAGAAUGAGGACCACUACCCGGCGACCAGGAUCUGGAUCUUCUUCCCCGGGUUGGUGGCAGCCUCCGAGCUGGUGGGAGACACCGCAGAGAACCUCCACCACGGAGAGACCCACUGCACCGCCCACUCACUCCCAUCGCCCCGCCAUUUUCGCACCGCCUGUCAGAUCAGAGGCGGGCAAGGUACUCGAGGGUCAUGACCUCUUCGAAGAAAUCGGAGAUGACGCCGACUUUGACAAGCUGCCUCUGUCAUUGAUUCGCGACAUUCAAACGGAACACGAAGACUUCACCAACGACGUGGAAUCGCUGGACAACUUUUUGCGGCUCUACGACGACAACUACGGACGGGCGGCGUUCGAUUUCGAGUCUGCGAUGGACCGCUGGAGCAGUGCCUCCAUAGCGGGGAAGAAGAGGGUACCGCCCACCAAGCCCUACGUGGACUUCCUGCUGGUGUACGAUCUGCUGAAGCGGGACGCCAAGGCCAACAAUCUCAGCAAGUACGAAGGGUACUCCGAGGACCUGCUCGAGCAGCUCCACGAACUCUCGCAAGCCUCGUCCGCCCGGCAGCUGCACACUCUCUUCCAGCGGAUGUUGCUGCGGGGCGACAUCCAGCGGAGCGACGUGGUGGCCCGCGUCCAGGGCAUCAUUAAGGACUUGGGGAAUCCCAAUAGUCCCACCUCCAAGGCGCUGACUUUCAUUCCCAGUAUGCAGUUUCUACCAUAAGAUCUUAGUUAAGUCGCAAUAAAGUCGAGAAACGAGUGGACCUCAUAA